AUGAUUGACCCUAGAAUCGAAAUAGCCUUGUUGAAUGAAGGCAUUAGACAAAACAGCACCAUUGAGUUGAUUGCCAGCGAGAACUAUACUAGUCAAGCAGUAAUGGCUUUAUGUGGCAGUAUACUGACCAAUAAGUACGCCGAAGGCUUGCCUGGUAAGCGUUAUUACAAUGGCUGUGUCAAAGUGGACGAGAUUGAAAACAUUGCUCUUGAAUAUGCUACUUGGCUAUUUGAUUAUGCCUAUGCCAAUGUUCAACCACAUUCAGGCGCCAAUGCUAAUUUAGCAGUGUUCACAGCAUUCUUUAAUCCUACAAACACUGUGGUCGGUAUGGAUUUGGCUUCAGGUGGACACUUAAGUCACGGCGCUAAAGUCAACGUCAGUGGCAGUUGGUUUAUCUCGCAGAACUAUGGCGUUAACGAGCAGGGACUAAUUGACUACGAUGCUGUGGCACAAUUGGUUUUGGACACUAGACCUAAACUAGUUAUUGCCGGUGCUAGUGCUAACAGUCAAAUCAUCGAUUGGGAUAAAUUUCGAGAAAUUGCUGACUCAGUAGGUGCGUUAUUGCUGGCAGACGUUGCCCAUUAUUCCAGACAAAAGUUAGGUGGUGAGUACCCUAGUCCAUUCCCAUAUGCCAAUGUGGUUACCACUACAACACAUAAGGGACUGCGUGGACCCCGAGGUGGAUUGAUACUCUGGAACGAUCAAGAGUUUUCUAAACAACUCAACUCAUCAGUGUUUCCAGGUACACAGGGUGGUCCACUUAUGCACAUAAUUGCGGGCAAGGCACAGUGUUUCUAUGAAGCCCUACAGCCCGAAUUCAAAGACUAUGCCAAACAAAUUCGUGUCAAUGCGGAUACAAUGGCAAAAGUAUUCAUUGAUGCUGGCGUCUAUAUCGUAAGCGGUGGUACCAAGUGCCAUAUGUUCACAGUCGACGUACGCAAGGAAUCGAUGAGCGGGCGUGAGUAUGCAGAUAGGCUAGAAGCACAAGGUAUCACUGUGAAUAAGAACGGUGUGCCUGGAGAGACUCGUAGCUUUGCAGAAACUUCUGGUUUACGAAUCGGCGUAGCUGCCGAAACUACCCGUGGACAUGAUGCCGCUUGGUUUGAAGAAUUAGCUACGAGAAUGGUACAGAUAUUAAAAGUGUAA
Daphnia pulex (common water flea) is the source of this 1146-nucleotide messenger RNA. RefSeq names its product serine hydroxymethyltransferase-like. The coding region runs from base 1 to 1146 and encodes 381 amino acids. NCBI's taxonomy places the organism in Eukaryota, Metazoa, Arthropoda, Branchiopoda, Diplostraca, Daphniidae. The record is from RefSeq and is a predicted model, not a curated record. Gene Ontology annotation, cellular component: cytoplasm; cytosol. The transcript has a single exon. Gene Ontology annotation, molecular function: glycine hydroxymethyltransferase activity; pyridoxal phosphate binding; cobalt ion binding. Gene Ontology annotation, biological process: L-serine catabolic process; folic acid metabolic process; tetrahydrofolate interconversion.